GCUUUAAACGCGUUAUCUCCCACUUCCUUUCUUUAACAUUUCCCCGACACAUUACCAGAGUCAAGAAGAAGAAGAAGAAGAAGAAGCAGAAACCAACGCUUUAUCUUUCCAGCAUAAGCCUUCCAGAUCUGAAACCAGCCAAACCGAAACCACGGCUCAAUGGAUUCUUCAAUUUCUGAGCACCACCACCAUCAUCAUCGCAAGCGAAAGCGUUCCAGGCACCUCUACCACUCUUCCUACUCUUUCUUCUCCGUAAGAUCUCUCAUCCUCUGCUUCUCUUUCCUCCUUUUCCUCUAUCUCCUCUCCUAUCGCGUCCACCUCGCUCCGGUGGAUUUCCGGCCAGUUCUUGUGGUCCCGGGGUUCCCGCUCUUCUCCUCUUCUUCUUCUUCUUCUUCCAACUCGAUCCAGCUUUUUUCCGGCGCCAAACAGCCUUCGUUCCUAGUAGAAGAUCGAGUUUUUUUUCCCGACCAUGUGUUGUUGCUAGUCUCCAGGAUGUCUAGGAGGGCAGAUGAAUUGGACUGCGUUUACUAUCCGAAUCGAUCGGGUAAUAGUGGUAGCGGUGAUGCUUUUGAUGGAUUUACGUUUACCAGUGUGAACAGAAAUGCUUUGUCAGUGGACGAGUACAACGAGUUUCAGUCGAUCGUGAGGUGUCCUCUUCCGCCGGAGAAUUACUCGGCGGCCGCAGUGAAUUUAAAGCCGCGAAGACGCCGGCGAUGGAUAGGAGGAGAAAAGGCAAAAACAGAGGUUCUGAGAGGUAACCAAACGCUGCGCUCUUGGGAGAUGGUGGCGUACGCGGCGGUGCUGGAUGGGAACACGACGGUGGUAUUUGUGAAAGGGCUCAAUCUCCGGGCGGAUAGGGAAUCGGAUCCGACUCCAUUCACCUGCCAUUUCGGGUUGGGAAACUGGGAGAGAGAUGGAAGAGGAUAUGUGCUUACUACAAAAGCAAUCACGGCCGCUCAAGAAGUUGUCAGGUGUUCGCUGCCAGCGAGCAUCCGGAUGAACCCUAGCAAGGCUCAGGGAAUUAGGGUUACCAUUGGAAUAACUCCUCAAGUACAUGCCAAGGCUCACAGUAGACUGCUCGUGCCAUCUGUGGCUAAGAUUUUUGGUACGGGAGAAGAGUUGAGGAAGAAGAGGGAGAUGAGUAAGGGGAAGUAUGAGCUGUGUGUUUGUACAAUGGUGUGGAACCAAGCUUCAGCACUUCGCGAGUGGGUAGUUUACCAUGCCUGGCUAGGGAUCGAGCGGUGGUUUAUCUAUGACAACAAUAGUGAUGAUGGAAUUCAAGAGGUGAUCAAUGAGCUCAAUCGCGGGAAUUACAAUGUCAGCCGGCAAGUCUGGCCAUGGAUUAAGACUCAAGAAGCAGGGUUUUCACACUGUGCUCUCAGAGCCAGGGAUGAAUGUAACUGGGUUGGAUUCAUGGAUGUUGAUGAGUUUUUCUACUUCGCAUUCCCUACUCCUAGAAGCCACAGGUUCGGGACGUUGGGUUUCCCUGAUCAGAAUGCCCUCCGGAACCUGCUCACGAAUUUUUCAUCAUCCACGACAAUUGCAGAAAUCCGAACAGCUUGCCACAGCUUUGGGCCAUCCGGGUUGAGUUCGCCACCUUCACAGGGGGUUACAGUUGGGUACACUUGCCGGCUGCAGAGUCCUGAAAGACACAAGUCGAUUGUGCGCCCUGAUGCCCUCGACACUACCCUUCUCAAUGUGGUGCAUCAUUUUCAUCUAAAGAAGGGCUUUACUUACCUGAAUUUGCCCCAGAGCACAGUUGUGAUUAAUCACUACAAAUACCAGGUGUGGGAAUCUUUCAGAACCAAGUUCUACAGAAGAGUUGCUACCUAUGUUGCUGACUGGCAAGAAAACCAAAAUGAAGGAUCAAGAGAUAGAGCACCUGGGCUGGGCACGGAACCCAUUGAACCGCCUAAUUGGCGGUUACAGUUCUGUGAGGUUUGGGACACAGGGAUGCGGGACUUUGUCUUGGCCAACCUAGCUGAUCCUGCUACCGGGUUGCUGCCAUGGGAGAGGACUUCCCUGUAACAGACUUAGAUGGAUAGCUGAAGAUUUGCCUGCCCAUGUAUAACAAAUUAGUCACACAUAAAAUGAUUCUUUCUUUUCAUUAUUUCACCAUCAUAUAUCUGAUUUUUUGUUUGUAAAGAAAAUAGAUGAGUUACAUGUUUCUUACACAGUUGUAUCUUUCAACUUAUGUGAAAUGAUUCUUUUCUUCUUAAUCUAUUCUUUCAGAUUCUUGUUCAA
Diospyros lotus (date-plum) is the source of this 2244-nucleotide messenger RNA. RefSeq names its product glycosyltransferase family 92 protein RCOM_0530710. Bases 160 to 2028 code for a protein of 622 amino acids. The record is from RefSeq and is a predicted model, not a curated record. The transcript has a single exon. Lineage: Eukaryota; Viridiplantae; Streptophyta; Magnoliopsida; Ericales; Ebenaceae.